Haemonchus placei is the source of this 162-nucleotide messenger RNA. The record is from the annotation of a GenBank genome assembly. Lineage: Eukaryota; Metazoa; Nematoda; Chromadorea; Rhabditida; Trichostrongylidae.
AUGGAAGACAGCAACGUGUUGUCAGAAAACGAGAUUGCUAUCGUAGUACGCCUGCAGAAAAUAUAUCAACGCGCUCUUCUCAGAGUCAUGGACAGCGUCUAUUCUUUUGGCCGGGUGCCAAAAAAUUGGGAGCAACACUUCAUUCUUUACAAGUUGGUAUAA